Molecule: messenger RNA, 893 nt
Organism: Bactrocera dorsalis (oriental fruit fly)
Lineage: Eukaryota; Metazoa; Arthropoda; Insecta; Diptera; Tephritidae
Exons: 2
Coding region: 262-864 (200 amino acids)
Source: RefSeq, a predicted model, not a curated record
AUUUUUUCGUUAAUAACGGAUACAUUCAUACACGAAACAGGCCUUCUGUGCAAUAUUUCAACAGCAACAAUGCUUUUCAGUUGAACAUUGACUUUGGAAAACUUUUCAAAAUAAAUGAGUUAAGUUCUCAAAUUUGAUUUGUUGUAAAAAAUUAUUUUGUUUAAGAGAAAAAAUUAAAAAAAAAAUUUGCAUAUUUAUAACACAAACUUUGUGAUUUUAUUUUUAGGAAAGCAAUCAAAAUUAAAAGAAUAAACAGUCCAAAUGACAGUCACAGCAGCCAUUGUCAUCGCGGCGCUCUUUCAAAUUGUACUGCGCACCUCCUUCUUCUUCGAACAGGAGAAGGGCCUCUGCUCGCCGGCGCCCUCACUAGCUAGUUGGAUAUUCCUCAUUGCGCUGUUGGAUCUCAUCUCGGAUCUAUGCCUCUAUCCGGUACGUUACAUGCAUUUGCCGUACUUCUGUCAGGUGAUCGUAGAGACCAUUGUCACCAUUUUGUUAACGGAAUUCGGCGCCAUAAUCGUUUGGUGCACGCUGGAGAAACUCUUUUGGCGACUGAUCAAAUCAUUUCUCUUGAUCAUGGGCAUGUCCACCGCGACCUAUGUCAACUAUGAAUCACUUAUAUUGGGUCUGACCACCACUUCGAUCAGUUUGGGCAUAUUGGCAUUUGUCGGUCAGGCCACCGAUCACUUUCACUUGAUACGUAAGAAAUAUCAACGUAUUGAGCGCAAGAUCACAUUGAACAUGGAAAUCUUCUGGGAUUAUGUGAACGGCUACAGUGGACGUUGUAAACCCAUGUACGAUUGCUCAUCGGAAGAUUUCGAGGAGAACUGUUGCCCGAAGCGGCGACGGAAACGUCGAAGAUGUUGAAAAGGUGAACGAAGUUGUCAGUCAAAACU